AUGAUUCUUAGCAGAACGGAGUCCACUGCAGCCGGCUAUCGCAUAGUUUGCAAUUUGGACUUUCCCAGUGAAACCUUAGCUGAGGUUGCUUGUCGUACCUUAUCCGUCGAUCCUCCACCCAAACGUUCUUCAGUGAAUCAACAUUUUUCCGUCUCAGGUUCUACCCUCGUUUGUGAAUGUUCCGCUCCAUUCUCUCAUGGAUCUUCACAGGACCCCACUACACAACUGAGCAAGUUGCGAAUCGCGGCGCAUUCUGUGGUGGAUUUGGCCUGUCUUGUUCUUGAGACCGUAGAGACCUUUAAACCGACUAGCUGA
This is a messenger RNA of Echinostoma caproni, 315 nucleotides long. The record is from the annotation of a GenBank genome assembly. Lineage: Eukaryota; Metazoa; Platyhelminthes; Trematoda; Plagiorchiida; Echinostomatidae.